AGCGCGAGAGGCGGCGGCUGGGCUGCGGGGCUCUGUGACUGUCCCUCCACCCAGUCUCGUCGCGCGCCUCCGUUCUGCCCGCUGGCUGCCUCCUCUUUACGUCCUGCUCUCAGUCUCCUGCUCCUCCUCUGCCCCGACCCUGUUCCGUAUGGCAGCAGCUCCCUGCGUCUGGGGCGCAGCCUCUCAGCGGACUAUCAAUUCGCUCCCCGGGCUGAACCGGGUCCCUGGAUGUUGCUGAAACUACGGAGAUCAUGCGCUCCUUUGGCCGCAGCCUCACCUCCGGCUGUCCCUGCCGCCGCCUCCUCCGCUGCCGCGGUCCGCGGGAUGCUCAGUAGCUCGCUGCGUGGCCCCCGCGACCCCGUGUUCCUCAGAAGCCGUUGCUUGCUGCAGAGUUGCGCGAAGUAGUCAUGGUGCUGUGGGAGUCCCCGCGGCAGGGCAGCAGCUGGACACUUUGCGAGGGCUUCUGCUGGCUGCUGCUGCUGCCCGUGACGCUGCUGAUCGUAGCCCGCCCGGUGAAACUCGCCGCUUUCCCUACCUCCCUAAGUGACUGCCAGACGCCCACCGGGUGGAACUGCUCCGGUUAUGAUGACAGAGAAAAUGAUCUCUUCCUGUGUGACACCAACACCUGUAAAUUUGACGGGGAAUGUUUAAGGAUUGGAGACACUGUGACUUGCGUCUGUCAGUUCAAGUGCAACAGCGACUACGUGCCUGUGUGUGGCUCCAAUGGAGAGAGCUACCAGAAUGAAUGCUACCUGAGGCAAGCUGCCUGCAAACAGCAGAGUGAGAUUCUCGUGGUCUCGGAGGGAUCCUGUGCCACAGAUGCAGGAUCAGGAUCUGGAGAUGGAGUCCAUGAAGGCUCUGGAGAAACCAGUCAGAAGGAGACAUCCACCUGUGACAUUUGCCAGUUUGGUGCAGAGUGUGAUGAAGAUGCUGAGGAUGUCUGGUGUGUAUGCAACAUUGACUGUUCUCAAACCAACUUCAAUCCCCUCUGUGCUUCUGACGGGAAAUCUUAUGAUAAUGCAUGUCAAAUCAAAGAAGCGUCAUGUCAGAAACAGGAGAAAAUUGAAGUCAUGUCUCUGGGUCGAUGUCAAGAUAACUCAACUACAACCACUAAAUCUGAAGAUGGGCAUUACGCAAGAACAGAUUAUGCUGAGAAUGCUAACAAAUUAGAAGAAAGUGCCAGAGAACACCACAUCCCUUGUCCGGAACAUUACAACGGCUUCUGUAUGCACGGGAAGUGUGAACACUCCAUCAACAUGCAGGAGCCAUCUUGCAGAUGUGAUGCGGGUUAUACUGGUCAACACUGUGAAAAGAAAGACUACAGUGUUCUCUAUGUGGUCCCUGGCCCUGUCCGAUUCCAGUAUGUCUUGAUUGCAGCUGUGAUUGGAACAAUUCAGAUUGCUGUCAUCUGUGUGGUGGUUCUCUGCAUCACAAGGAAAUGCCCCAGAAGCAACAGAAUUCACAGACAGAAGCAAAAUACAGGGCACUACAGUUCAGACAACACAACAAGAGCGUCCACAAGGUUAAUCUAGAGGGAGCAUGUUUCCCAGUGGCCGGACAACCGACAGCUUGGACUACACAGUACAGUAUUAGAGACAAAAGAAUAAGACGAGAUCUACACAUGUUGCCUUGCGUUUGUGGAAAUCUACACCAAUGAAAACAUGUACUACAGCUAUAUUUGAUUAUGUAUGGAUAUAUUUGAAAUAGUAUACAUUGUCUUGAUGUUUUUUCUGUAAUGUAAAUAAACUAUUUAUAUCACACAAUAUAGUUUUUUCUUUCCCAUGUAUUUGUUAUAUAUAAUAAAUACUCAGUGAUGAGAAUAAAAUGGCAUUCCUAAAUUUGCAGUAAUUCGUAUCUGUAAGCACAGUCCAACUAGCACGGGCUGUGCAGACAGUACUAUUUCAUCCUUCUGUGCAUCUUCAGACAACACGUUAGUUUGCACAGGACUCUGUAGCUAGGUUUUGAGUGAUUCCAAGAUCAAGGGAAAUGAUGGUUAUUGGAAAAGAAAAAAAGAAUUUACUCUAUUGAGAAAGUAUAAAAUGUGUCAUAUCCUUGAAUCAUCUCUGCUUCAUCUACUUUCUUCCUUGUCUUUCACUUUCAUUCCCAGAACAGAAAAAUCUCUGGCAUACAAAUUAAAAAAGAGGGGAAGGGAGGGAGAGUGUUUUAUGACUCAAAAUAUAAUGCAAAGAAGGUACUUGUCUUUCCUGGGAAGCAGCAUAACUCACUCAGUUAAAUCUACCCUCAGGGUUCCAAGUAAGGUAUUCAUUAGGUAUAUAAACAGUGGUCAGACCUGUCCUGUUUAUUGCAAGUAGAAAUAGCAGCUAGGAGAAGAUUGUAACUGUGUCAGUAAGUAUGAACCCAAACCGUAGUGUCUCAGGAGACCCUUGCUGUGUUUAUAUCUUAUAUGAAAAAAAGUUAGACUAACAAACAAAUGUCCCCAUGAGCAGCUUUAUAACCCAAAGAGAACUGUUAUUUGACAUCGAAAGACAAAAAGACAAUGUUUUAUGUCAAUGGAGAAAUAUGUUUUAAGCAUAUCUACAUAAGAAACAAAAUCCCUGAGACUCUCAGGACCUUCCUGAGAGCUUUUGUCAGUCCUGUCAUACAUAAGCAGACAGGUAUGAACAGUCGUAAGCUGGGGAAAGUCAACUGUGAAAAUUCUCAAAGAAUAAAAUGAAAUACCAAAUUAAAUAAUUUCCUUAUUAUCAUUUACCUUUGAGUAGUUCCUGUGGCACAUAUGGAUGAUUUAAAUAAAGCUUUCUUUGUCUUCCUCAAACGACUUCUUCAUGGACUAAAAGAAAUGGCAUCCCCUCCUUUGUUAGAAAACAAACAAACAAAAAAAACAUAUCAAAUGAAAGUGUUCUGGAUAUAAAAUAUUCUAUGAAAAAUAAGGGUUUGAAGUGAAAUUUAAGGCAUUUGUUAAUAUAUA
Messenger RNA from Psammomys obesus (fat sand rat), 2926 nucleotides. RefSeq names its product transmembrane protein with EGF like and two follistatin like domains 2 (gene Tmeff2). Gene Ontology annotation, molecular function: protein binding. Lineage: Eukaryota; Metazoa; Chordata; Mammalia; Rodentia; Muridae. The record is from RefSeq and is a predicted model, not a curated record. The transcript has 10 exons. The coding region runs from base 408 to 1532 and encodes 374 amino acids.